Molecule: messenger RNA, 1623 nt
Organism: Phragmites australis (common reed)
Lineage: Eukaryota; Viridiplantae; Streptophyta; Magnoliopsida; Poales; Poaceae
Product: protein FAR1-RELATED SEQUENCE 5-like
Exons: 1
Coding region: 1-1623 (540 amino acids)
Biological process (GO): regulation of DNA-templated transcription
Source: RefSeq, a predicted model, not a curated record
AUGACAUUUGGCAGUGUAGUAGAAGCAAGGGGAUACUACAAUGCAUAUGCUAAGAGAAUUGGUUUCUCAAUAAGGACAAAUACCUCGCGCAGAUCAGGAAUUACAAAAGUGCUGAAAAAAAUCCAGUUUGUCUGCAACAAAGAAGGGAAAGGGAAGAAAAGCAAAACUGAUGAAAAUACUGAGGAGCCUACAGAUGAUUCAGAUGAAGAUGAUUCUGAACAAGAUGAUGUUGAUCUACCGCAUGAGCGAGCCAUUAAACGGGGUGGGGGGGGACAUGGUGGCAAGAAAAGGAAAAGGGAGAAAAUGAAGUAUACGCAAUGCAAAGCAAGGAUGACUGUGAAGCUAAUUGGUGCUAGGUGGCAUGUAAUUUAUUUCAUAGCUGAGCACAAUCAUCCACUCAUUACGAAGCCCUCACUAACAAAAUGGCUUAGAUCACACAAAAGCAUAUCUAAGGAAGAAAAGGCUUUCAUCACUAUGUUGCAUGGCUGUAACAUGACCACAGGGCGCAUUAUGCAGCUAAUGGCUGAGUUCUAUGGCUCCAUUGAACUAGUACCGUACGUAGGCAAAGAUGUCAGUAACUUCCGGUCCACACUUCGUACCACUGAAAAGUACAAAGACAUGCAAGAAACACUAGACUACUUUGAAGAGUUGAAAGUGCAAGAUGACCCUGAUUUCUUCUACAAGUUCAAGUUGGACAAUGAUUAUAAGAUUCAGAACCUAUUCUGGGUGGAUGGUUCAGCAAGGAAGGCAUAUGAGGCAUAUGGUGACUGUGUUUCAUUCGGUAUGACAUACAUGACUAAUAUGUAUGACAUGCCCUUUGCCCCCUUCAUUGGAAUAAAUAGACAUGCUCAAUCGUUCCAGCUAGGAUGCGCAUUCCUAAGGAAUGAGAAGACAGAUAGCUUUGUUUGGCUUUUCAAAGCAUUCCUUGAAGCGAUGAAAGGCAAGGCUCCCCUUAAUAUAAUAACAGAUCAGGAUGGGGCUAUGAGGCGGGCAAUUGAGCUUGUCUUCCCUAAUACAAAUCAUCGAAACUGCCGGUGGCACAUAAUGGAUAAAGCUUCUGGAACAAUUGGUCCAUACCUUUCAUCUAAUCAAGAAUUGAAGGAUGAGUUUACAGACUGUAUUAACUACAGUGUAACACCUGAAGAAUUUGAGGUGAAAUGGGAUGCUAUGAUUAAUAAGCAUGGCCUGGGGGACAUACAGCAUUUUCAGCAUUUGUAUAGCAUCAGAAAGAGUUUUGUUCAAGCGUACUAUAUGCAUUGUUUCUAUCCUUUCCUCCAAUCAACUCAGAGAAGUGAAGGGUUUAAUGCAGUGCUGAAGAGAUAUGUGAAUCCAAACUUAUCAAUACUGUUAUUUGUGAAACAGUAUGAGAAAAUUCAGCAAAAGUGCCUUGUUGCUCAAGAUGGUCAGGACUUUAGGACUGAUGAUAAUGAACGACACACAUGGUCAAAGUACCCUAUUGAGAAAUAUGCAUCAACUGUGUACACAAAAGGUAUUUUCUAUAAAUUCUCAAAGGAAUUUGAAAAGACUGCAGAAUAUGAUGUGCAGGAGCAUGAAAUGCCCUACCAAUACAAGCUAGUACCGAAUGACAAAUUUGUUGAAGACUAUGGGACUAAAAUAUUGUGA